CGUAUCGUGCUGUAUCGCAAUACCCUACACGCGGUUGGAAUCUCUGCUAUCUAAAAAAAAUCACUCGGAAGUACCAGGAAAAACGUGGAUUGCAGCGAUUCUUUCGCUACCGGUGAUUUUUAAACAAUGGAAAAUCGUGCAUGGCGAAUCCGAGGUGAAUUCCGUACAAUACGCGGACAGUGGAGUACGCGAUCCCCGAAGUCGGCUGGUUGGUUUCAUCGGCGGAGUCGAGCAUGGUUCGAAGAUGGCGAUACGGGGGUAGGGUUCAGCGAACGCUUCGCGAGCAAAUCUCUUCGUGGCCGAGAUAGCUAAAAUUUCGAACCGCUCCGUUUCUGAUGGUGGCGGGUUCUUGGCUUUUCACUAAUCGAGAGGGUGGUUCGCAGAAGGGAAAAGGUUAAAGCUACUAACACAAGUAUAUUAAUUCAGACCAGAGCAAACUCGUAUCCGCGGACGUCGCGUAUCAUUUUCGAGGGAGUCCCCUCCGAACUUUUAGCCGAACGACCGAAGGGAGUACUCGUCUUCGUUCUCAUUCUCGGUUUCGUCUGAAACACAGUCUAGUCAAGUAAGAAAGAGACUCUUUUCAGCAGAAAUUACGACGCGACUGAGAUAAGAGGAGAUUGUAGGAUCGACUCGAAACUCGCCCCGAACGUCGAAGCGUAGUCAUGGAAGCGCGAUACGCGAGCAAAUUGUAUCACGAAUCGUUCCCUCCGUUGUUUCGUGUAUUACUAUACUAUUCUCCGUAUCUCGGAAAAGUAGAGCAAUAGAGGAACUUGUCCGAUACGAUUCGCACCCUCCGGUACGACGAUCGCGUUUUCGUCGCGUCGAAAUUACUAAAGCAAACACAUAGCCAAAGAAAUCGUUGUCCAAGCUGCUGGCUCGGUUGACGGCGAAAAAUCUACAGAAGCGCGCAUCGUUUUCGAAACGAAACGAAACCAAAGCAAACGAGACGAAACGGGGAAUCUAUGACCAGAGGAGUUCACGCGCGGCACGAGCGAAGCGCUGUCCGACCGGUAAUUUCGAUGCAUGCUGGGUCGCCGCGUCGGUGUUUGCGAUCCAACGGUCGCGCGAACAACGUUCGUUGUUUCGCGAACGAGUAAUAACCUUCGAAGGAAAGGAGAGCAUACGCGUGCAACGAAGUCGUGGUCGUUUAAGACCGGAAGACGCGGCCCCAGGUAGUUAUUAAGAUGACCCGACGGGACGAUCGGAGCCUCAACAAUGACGAUGGACGGGAAAAAAUCAUGGGACCAGCUUUGUACCGAUGGUAGAGAACGAAAAGAAAUAUUCGCAGAAACAAUCGUCGAAAUAUUUGCCGAGGCCUUCGCCGAAGCUUUCGCUGGAACGAGGGGGUGUACCGACGGUCCGGCUCGACGGAAUACACUCGCAGGGGUGUCGAGUGGGGCGACAGAGGGCGGCGAGAGGGGUGAAGAGAAGGGUGGAAAAUCAGAGCGAUAUCGACCACGAAUUGCGCUUGCGUGGAAAAAGGCGCGCAAUCGCCGUCGAGGAAGCGACGUAUCGUCGCGGAGAAGAAGCUUUCGCAGUCGGUCGAUCGUCGCGGCGACGAGCGCCGAGCUCCGAGCUCCGGGCGUCGAGCAACGUCGUUCCGUUACGUUCCGUUCAGUUUCAUUCCGUUAGCUUUCGUUUCGUUUCGUUCCGCUUCGCUUCGCUUCGAUCCUCUUCGAUCCGAUUCGAAUUAAGUCGAAUCGAUCCGAUCCGAUCCGAACCGAACCGAUCAGAUCCUAUCCGACUUGAUCCGCAAGGCACCGUAACUCGACGACGACCAAAUCGUAACGCGACGACCGAAUUCUUUGACGGCCGGGCAAUUCGAGAAAUUCGGGCGAGCGCCGACCUCGAAUAAGCGACUGUUUCGUUCUAGUUGAAGAGGCUUGUGAGCAACUCUUAGAACGAAACGUCAGAUCCUAACCUACCGGGACGCGUUUACAGAGUCGACGCCGUCGCCGUCUCACCACUUCCGGUACAUUCCAUCUUUCCGUUCUCGGUGAUUCGAACGCGUGCACGAACUGUCCAGCAAUCGGAGCGCCACCUUCGGUCGGAGAUGGUUUUCGAUGAGCGUACGUCGACGUAAUUGACACGAAGGUUCCGCGACCCUGUCGAAACCCCUAUAAAAAUCCGACGAAACGAUCGGCUCGAUUACGCUCCAGCACCGUUCCCCCGCGUUCGUUCUUGCCGUGUUGCCGAUCGAAUCGCGAGUCACGCGUCCAUCGAAAAACUCUAGCCGCGUUAAUGAUUUUCGCCGAUAGCUCGCGGGAAGGAAGGCGCGACGCGAGCCGCGAGAUAAAUUCGCCCGAAGCGGCGAAUAAGAAAUCGAUAUCAUAGAAGCGUUCGCCCGUCGCGGGUUGCGUCGAGUAUCCAAUCGAGAGACCGAUAGACCGGGCCGCGCGACGCUACGGAAGAAAGAGACGGAGACGGCGGCUUUUCCGUCGAAAAGAUAAGAGUCCGAUAAGCAACCGUGGUCGAGUUACAAACGCGCCUUUGCCGACCAGCAACUCUCCGUUCCGUCGAUCCGUUCGUUCGGUACGCAUCCCGUAAGUAAUUCCACGGAUUUUUCGAUGCCGGCGACUAAACGGUGAGCCGAAUGGCGAUCGUCGAUACGCGAGAAAGCGGCUCGAGUCGUGCGACUGCGACUUCCGGGGCCGAAUCAACACAGGAGGAAGUUGAAUUGACGGAACUGUUGCCGGUAAAGCAGUCGAGGAUCAGGGAAAACGGAAUCUUUGCGAACUCCGUCAGUGGUGGUGAUGGCAACGCCGGUAGUGACGGUAACGCAAAGAUAAGCGGCGUCGUUCGUUCGAACGGGAAUGGAAACGCGAACGCGACAACGGAUGCUUUGAAAGCUCUUCGGCGCUUCGAUGCCGGUGAUCGCAACGAGAACGAACGGGAAUUUCAUCUGCGAAACUUUGCUUCUCGCGAAAAAAUAGGAGAUCGAGGAAAACGGGAAAACGGAAAGAGAUCUGCUCGAGUGGAAAAAUCGGUAACGGAGAGGAAAGAAAAAGGCGAAGGAAUCGCGACGAUUCGGCGAAAGCGAAGGGACAUUACGAGGAGGAGCAACGAGACGGUUCUCGCAAAUUGCCCGAAAAAGGGAAGAAUCGAAGGUUUCGGGGUUGGAUUAGUCCAAACGGGCGAACAGAACGAAAAGAAGAGCAAAGGGAAUAACGGCGGCGAAUCAACGCGCGAUCGAACUGUGGAAGGAAGCGAGCGUAGAAACGAAAAGACGUUCGUUUUUUCGGUAUUCGGCCAAGAAGAAGAUGCGUAUCCGACGUAUCAGACGUAUCAGACUUAUCCGGCACAUCCGACGUUCAACGAGAACAAGGAUUUCACCGCGGAAAUUUACGCGUUCCGUCGGGAUUCUUUGGAUUUGAACGCGGCGCUCGACCCAGUGCACGACAAAGUCGCGAAUCGAAUCUACGGGAACGAUUACUCGUCGAGCACCGACGGUUCGUUGUUCGACCGUGGUUUCGAUCACGGUUGCGAUCCGAAUGGAAAACGUCCGAGUUUCGACAUUGAGGCCGUUCUAACGGCCAAUUAUUUUCUCGAAAGCGAGAACAACAACGUGUUGCGAUCAAAUCCGGACAAGGUGGCAGAGAUUUGCUCCGGCUCUUUGAUACCAGCCUCCAAGAUCGACGUUUCUUCGUCGAGCAAACACGAGUACAACGAUGACAACGCCGAAGGUGAGAACGCAAGUCGAAACCGCGUUUCGGAAGGAGAUGAAACGGCGGGAAGAAACGAGACUCGUCGAUCGUCCUCGACGAACGACCCGGACAACGGGAAUAGAAGGGGAAGCGUUUUCGGUAACGAAAACGAAAGCGAAAACGGCAACAAUAACGGCAACGGACAGGAGGAAAAGAAAUAUUGCUGCGUGGUGUGCGAGUCCCGGUUCAAAGGCAGUGGAGGCUUGCGCAACCAUUACAAGAUAGUGCACGGAGCGGGACCGAUAUUCAAAUGCGACGAGUGCGGCAAAGAGUUUCCACUGAAGGAGAGAUUGAAGCUUCACGUAAGAACUCACACGGGGUUUAAACCGUACAAAUGUCCGGAAUGCGACAAGAGUUUCGCGAGGGGUGGACAGUUGGUGCAGCACCGGCGCACUCACAGCCAGGUAAAGCCGUAUCGUUGCGGCCUGUGCUCGGGCACGUUCACCUGCGCCGCGAACCUCGCGCUCCACGUGAAACGUCACAACGGCCAAAAGGAUCACAAGUGCGAGAUUUGCGGACGGGCGUUCGUACGGCGGGACGCGUUGAAAAAACACUUGGAAUGCCUUCACAGGGACGUGAAGUCGUUCCUCUGCGUGAUCUGUAACAAAACGUUCAAGGGUCAUCUGCCCCAGCACAUGAGGACGCACGCGCGAGACCGGCCCCACGGAUGCGCCACUUGCGGCCAGAGAUUCGCGCAAAAGUCUCAGCUGACCGUCCAUCAGAGAACGCAUUCGGGCCAGAGACCGUUCAGAUGUUUGGUCUGCUGGCAGGCGUUCGCGCAUUCGACGGCGCUCAAGCUGCACACCAGAAGACACACCGGGGAGAGACCGUUCAAGUGCGCCGAAUGCAACGCCGGCUUCACUCAGCUACCCCACUGGAAAAAGCACAUGAAGUGCAUCCACGGACGAACCGAGCCGUACGCUUGCAAACGUUGCAAAAGCUUCUUCAGGAUCAAAAACGAUCUCGAGUGCCACGAGAAGACUUGUCAUUCCGAACUCGAUUCGAGCAAUCCGGACGGUAGACCCGGCGCGAACGCGUUCUUCGACGACAUCCUCGAAAAACCCACGCCACUGCCACCGCUGCAGACCGCGUCGAUCCCACCGACUACGCCGACCAUCCAAACCACCCAGACCACCCAACCCUCCUCCAAAUACAGAACGAUGUCCGUCGAGAGGAUGAGAUUGUUGCUGGCAGUUCUACUUAAGAGAAUCAGCAAGCAAGAGCGUCUCGACGAACUCGGCUUUGGCAAACGAUUAAUCGACGAAGUGCUUCGAGACUCUUUACUGUCCGCCGGCAAGGAUCCGAUCGCGCGCGACGGUCUCACCGAACUUGAAACGCUCACUGGAAAUCUCGAAAUAUUCCUCAAAUGGACGGUACCUAAGGAACAUUGGGAAAACUUUUGCAAACUGAACAAGACACCCGAGGAUAUCUUGGAAACGCUUACCGCCACCUAAACGAAUCUUCCAUAAUUUCGUUUCUCUCGUCCCUUUCCGUUCCAUUUCAUUCAAUUCCAUUCCAUUCCAUUCCAUUCCAUUCCAUCCCCCUCUUUCUCUUUCUCUUUCUCUUUCUCUCUCUUUAUUUCAUUUCGCUGGCUUCGAUCACCACCUCCUCUUCCUCGACCAUAUUCCAAAUUAGAGGCUGUACACUUGUACACUUUAAGUUAACCUCGCUACAAGCUAGUCUAAAGUGCAACUUACAGUGCGAAUAAUUUGCCUCCUCCGUUCGAUACGGUGUGCGUAGAUUUCUCAACCGAUCGAAUCGUGAUUCGAUCGACCGUGGUCCUCGGUCGGUGUUACGGUCUACGCUCGAUAAAUGCUAGGUAAACGCACGGUAAACGCUACUGUUGUUUUCUUCGCAGUGCCAUACGCGUAAUCGUAUCGCUGAAUUUCAUUUAAGGUCAAUUCAGAGUCAGUAUUUCGCGUCCCGAGAUGAGAAACGGUAAGCGUUGCUCGACCAACCGCAGCGUUCCAAUCACGAGGAAAACAGCUAGAGUUUCAUCGUAAAACCGAAUUUUUCCGAUCGGGAGUGGAAAAUUCCUGCAGAUUUCUUGCCAUAUUUGUUAACGAUAUUACGAUAUUAUGUGUGUAGAUGCAUGGAAGUGUAUGCACUUGCGAUGUCAUCGAAAUGUCGCCGUUAUCGCACGUUUUUAGAGUACGUUCGCUUAGGUUCACGAGCUAUGAUAUUUUAUCCGAAUCGAAGAGGCUAAACGCGAUCCUAUACUUUACGACGUUUCGUCUAUUGCGAUAUAUACACGUAUACGCGCAUAUUCUUUCGACUGAACGUCAUCGUCCUACAUUUUGUGCCCGCGAGAACGUGCACAGGUACGCUUCGCGCGUUCAGAACUUGGUCGCGGCUCGUUAUUACCGAUAGCGUGUCGAUUUCUUUGGUGCAACGCGAUGCUUUCGGCUCGUACGGUUACGAUUUAUUUGUCGGCGAACUGAAGCGUAUCUGAAGCGUAUCGGAAGCGUAUCGGAACCGUAUCGGAACCGUAUCGGAAGGAGAAAGAAACUACCAGUGCGGCGCAGAGAAUACAGUCACUUCGAAGUUCGAACGUAGAGACUUCGACGCCGAAACCUCCUAAACCGAUUCGCUGGCUCUCGGGACUCGCUUCGUUUUUCCUAUAAUGGAUAUCGUUGUUCGCUAUCGAACGCUUCCACGCGCGUUCGCGUUUAUCGUUUCAACUGCUCGCCACGCAUUACUCCAAAGAACUCGACACCCUUUAGAUAGCGGUGUAAGUAAAUGUGAGCAGACAAUAAUGAAAAAGGUUACAAGAUUGAUAUACAUAUAUUAGUCAUUGAACAAAGAUAUAUACAUAUGCAUAUGCAUAUACGUAUACAUAUACAUAUACAUAUACAUAUACAUAUGCAAACACGUACUCGUACACGUACACGUACACACGCGUAUGCGAUUAUACUUACAUUAUAAGGUAAUUGUGCGAUGCGUUUCAGAGUGAAAAAAAGGCAUUUGUUUUCUAUUGUAUUGGUAUUAUAACCCGUAACAUUUUCAAUUCGUCGAUCGUGUUUUAAUAUUAUCGAGAAUUCGACAAGGUGCUAUUCAGUGUUGCGCAAUAUCUUAAACAUCGUCGAACCAACAGUCCACGCGUAAGAAUAUUCGAUUUGCUUGUAUUCGCGAAACCGUUGGAUAUUUAGUUCCAAAGAGUAUGAAAUUUCAUCCACAAUUCAAUGAAUUCGACGAAAAUUCGGCAAAACACUCGACGAGAAUAAAACAUUGUCGUGGAAAGUGGACGAUUGUUGCCGCGAACCGCAUAUCGCUUCGAAAUAUAUUCGAAAGAUCGAAAUCUACUUUUCCGUUUGUCGUAGAAAUGCAAACAGAGGUCGCGGUACAUUGAAUGUAGAAUAUAAAUCGAGGUCAAAGGAGAGUCGAAUGUAUUCGGUCGCGUUCGAAAGAGGAAACAAAGAAGGAGAGACGGAGGAGGAAAAGAAAGAGUAACGGAACUAAACGAAGCGGAUUUCGAUGUUUCGAAGAUAAGGUUUCGCUCUGGUGUUAUUUUUAAGUUACGGUGCCAAAGAAGAAAAAUAACGUUGUCGAUUAACCAAAAGUUGUCGGCGUCGUGUGCGCGAAAGAUCGCGCUUUGUUAUCCUUUACCGUUUCUCGCGUAGGAAUCGCGUAUAACUGUUGCGCGUUUUUCUCAUAUAUUUUCGUUGAACGCAUUAUCAAAAGAUUUAAAGUUCUAUUUAUUGUUUUCCAUUAGUGCCAUAAAUAUUACUAUUCUGCAUUAUGUACCGUACACUGUACCGUACUGUACGAUAGAACGGUGAUUCGAAUAAAAUGUUUUUUCUUUACA
Molecule: messenger RNA, 7509 nt
Organism: Nomia melanderi (Alkali bee)
Lineage: Eukaryota; Metazoa; Arthropoda; Insecta; Hymenoptera; Halictidae
Source: RefSeq, a predicted model, not a curated record